GACCCCAUUUGCAUAAUCUGUGGCUUGCCGAAGCAUGGCAGAUCUACCUGUCACAGGUGGUUCCGGCCUAUUUGCUCCGGCAGAUGGGAAGGACCCUGCCAGGGCUGGCGCCAGAGACGGCAUGGAGCAAUAUGUUGGGGUUGGCCAGGCAAAAGCAUGGCUGCAGCAAAACGAAGAGGCACUCCCCUCGCAACGUGCCUCACUGAAGCCGCUGGACUCGAGUCGCUUGCAGAGGAGCAGCCGCAGUCCUAAGCGCCCUGGCCAUUCUUUGGUCGUUCCGGUGGCCGCGACUGACUUGCCAGAGACGGAGGGUGUGGUGAAGCCACAUCGCUCCACGGCGGUGAGACUUCUGGAGGGCCUGGAGGGAAUUGAAACAAGUGAUUCUCUCAUCGACCUGCCUGCCGAGGCACGAGAGCCAAGCUGGGCUGCACCUUCCUUGCCCAGGGACGGCCCCGGUCGCCUGGGCGUCGGAAGCUGCUACGGAAGCCGCUCCGUGCCGGAGCUGGAGAAGAUGGAACCUGUGCGAGUGCUUCAAGCUUCGCCGGUGCUGAGUCGGAGGACGCUGCAUCCGACCAUGUGGGCUUCGCCGAGAGAGACGCGGGUGGCCCCUCCGCGCUUGUACUGGCCAACCAUGACUGGAAGGAGCAACGACAACACUGUGGACAUCACUUCAAAGCAACCUGUGCGGCUGCUGUCGCCGGCCGUGUCACGGAGGAACAUUGAGCCCGUCUCGGUGGCCGACAAGUUGUUGUCUCCCGCGGCGCCGUUCACCACUUCGGUGGCCUCGGUCCCGGUGUCGCCGCCCUUCAGCUGUCGAAGGGCUGCGGAGUCCUGGAAUCCACCCCCAAGGCUGAUCGAGCACGAUUUCUCUUGGCAACCUGACCAUGUUGAAACAAACGAGAGCUCGUUGGAGAAAGUGACCCGAGCUGUGCCAGAAGCUGGAUCUCCUGUGGUGCCCAGGUCUGCGAUGUCCCUGGCUGCGCCAGUGUUUCAGUCGUCGCGUGCCACCUUGGGAUCCACGUCAGAUUGGAAGAUCUCCUUCAAUCCAGUCGUGAAGAGGUCGAUCUUGACACCAGGAGCUCAGGUGGCGGUAUCUCCUCCAGUGAGGUCGUUCUUCCCGUCGUAUCCGAUGGCGCGAAAGCCAGCUGAAGCUCCAGUGGUCUUCAAGACACCUCCAGUGGUUGUCCGGUAUGUGAGACCGCCAAUUCUGUUGCAUGCAGUGCCUGCACAAACGCGGGCGCUCAGAAAACCUGACACUGCUCGAAUCGUGCAUGGGUCAGCGGCUCAAAGCGCAUUUAGCCCUGACCUUCCCGGAACUGUUGCGACACCUGGAAGGUCGGGAUCCUGGCGCCCACCUUAUGACCUUACCCCACUUCUCUACAUGAAAUCCAUGAAGAUUCUGGCCAUUUUGGCCCCGCUGGUGCUGGCGGAGCUGCUGGAGGACUCCUGCGGCAAAGCUGGCGGGUCGUCCAAAACGGCCGCCCUGCUGCAGCUGCCCAAUGUCAAUCAGAGCCAGAAAUUGACGAUCCACUCACUGGAUGAUGGGCUUCCCAUGGCCCGAGUCAUACCCUCUUGGUCCUCACCUCGAGCUGUGCAGCAUUUAUCUUCCCGCCAGAUAGGGCUUCUGCUGAGCUCUUUGUUGGUCUGUGUCAUAUUCAGUCACGUCUCCCACACGGAACUCAUCUCAUCCAUUUGCUCUUGGAUUGCUGCCAGUAUUUGUACAAACCUGCUGAACAAAGAGGCUGCAAGCUCCUUUUCCGCGAUGUGUUUGUUGGUGAUCAUUCAGAUGUGGAUUGCCAACGUGGUGGUGAUCUUAAUCCGUUUCGAUGACUUGCAGCUACCGAGUGCCAGGGAUUUCGUCCGUUGGCUGCCGGUGUCCUUCCUGGUAUCUGGCAUGCUGGGAACCUCCAUCUUCGCAUUGGAAGGUACAACAGUGAGCACCGUGAAUAUCAUUCGAAACGUGCUCCCCAUCGUGACAUUUAUCUUGGAGAAGAUCUUAUUCAAUAGUCCUCGACUGGUGAAACCCGGCCAUAUUUUGUCCAUGGUGCUGACGCUCUUUGGGACGACCCUAUAUGGAAUCUCCAACUUUUCUGUCACCACCUGGAGUUUGGUCAUGAUUUUGCUUGGGACGCUCCUGACAGUGGUCGACAAAUUACUACAGCGGCACUUGCUCAUGAGCCCUGAUUUCAAGCAGCCUUUGGCGGUUUGUAUGAUCAUGAACAACACCUUCGGGAUGCUUCCCUUGCUGCUGGUGGCGCUGAUGACGGGUGAAAGCAAGGUCUGGCCUCGGCUGCUAGAGGUUUCACCUUGGGGCACCUGGAUGACCCUGGUGGGCUCGGGACUUUCGGGCUGCUGCCUGGGGUUCUACGGCCUGGCGGUGUCCAGGCUGAUCACCGCAGCGUCCGUGCUGAUGCUGCAGAACAUGAGCAAGGUGCUGGUGAUUCUGCUCUCCGUGUUGCUGCUGGGCGACGAUUUGUCUGGUCUUUCGGCGCUGGGCUGCGUGCUGUCCAUGGUCGGCUCCGCGUGGUAUGGCUACGUGUCGCUCAGUGGGCGCCAGGCAGAAGCACUGCUGGAGGCGCGGGAGGCGUGUGGCCAAGGGCAGGUGAAGGAGGACGCGCGUGAACGUGCUGGGGGCGCCUGAACUGGGCAUCAAAUUUCGAGAU
Messenger RNA from Cladocopium goreaui, 2663 nucleotides. NCBI's taxonomy places the organism in Eukaryota, Dinophyceae, Suessiales, Symbiodiniaceae. The record is from the annotation of a GenBank genome assembly.